Messenger RNA from Gallus gallus (chicken), 984 nucleotides. RefSeq names its product T-cell surface glycoprotein CD8 alpha chain-like. The transcript is spliced from 6 exons. The record is from RefSeq and is a predicted model, not a curated record. The coding region runs from base 42 to 764 and encodes 240 amino acids. Lineage: Eukaryota; Metazoa; Chordata; Aves; Galliformes; Phasianidae.
GACAAAGAUCACCCGCGCUGCACUGCACCGCCCCGAGGACGAUGGCCGGGUCUCCUGCACUGCUCCUCCUGCUCAGCUUUGGGCUCUGCUGCACCAGCACCCAGGCACAGAAGAAGAUGAUGGAGGCCAGGUUCCUCAACAGAAACAUAAAGCACCCCAUAGAGGGACAGCGGCUGGAGCUGGAGUGCCUGCAUUACGAGAGAAACAGACCCAUCUUCUGGAUCCGCCUGGACAAGAGUGGGAACCUUCACUUCAUUGUCUCCAGCACCCAUUCUUAUUCCACCACAUUGCAAGAGGGUGAGAAAACACCUCCAAACUUUGAGGCAUUAUGGAGAGGAAACUCCUAUCGACUAGUUGUGAAGUCCUUCAGGGCACAGGAUCAGGGGAUCUAUUUCUGCAUCAACUACAUCAACCCAGUGCUGCACUUCAGCUCGGGACAACCCGCCUUCUUCCCAGUCACAACUACAGCAGCACCCACUACACCCGCAGCCACCACCCCCAGCAGCCAGGCCACCAAGAAGGACAACUCACUACAGAGUCCGGAUGCAGCAGAACACAUCACACCCACUGCCAUCACACGGAGCAGCCAGGUCACCACAAAGGACAGCCCACAGCAGGGCCGAGAUGCAGGAACAAGCAACGAGAACACACUGCAUUUCUGCUAUGAUGGGGUCAUCUGGGUUAACCUGGCUGGUGCCUGCCUCCUGCUCCUCACUGCCAUAACCAUCACCAUCACGCACUGCCAAAGACCAAGCUCACCGUAAGCAAGCAGUGCUGCAUCGCUGCGCAGCAGAAGGCACACAGGCGUCCGCCUCAAGCAUCGCACUGAUCCCAUCAGCAACACACACAACUGCCCUAAUGGAGCGUGGGCAUCAGGCUGAUUCUUCUCUGCCUACCCAUCAAUCUCACACAAAACUCAGCUCUCAGACCCCAACCCACAUCUCACUCCUGAGGUCUUCCCAAUUAAACGCUUCUAAUCCUUAA